This is a messenger RNA of Melanotaenia boesemani (Boeseman's rainbowfish), 4359 nucleotides long. RefSeq names its product peroxisome proliferator-activated receptor gamma, coactivator 1 alpha (gene ppargc1a). Bases 190 to 4053 code for a protein of 1287 amino acids. The transcript is spliced from 13 exons. Gene Ontology annotation, cellular component: nucleus. The record is from RefSeq and is a predicted model, not a curated record. Gene Ontology annotation, molecular function: RNA binding; transcription factor binding. Lineage: Eukaryota; Metazoa; Chordata; Actinopteri; Atheriniformes; Melanotaeniidae. Gene Ontology annotation, biological process: positive regulation of transcription by RNA polymerase II.
CCCCGCCGCUGCUCGUUUGAUAGCUCCAACGGCGCCGGACGGAGACACAAGCGGGGCAGAGGGAGAAGGAGAGCAGACUGGAAGAGGCACUCGUCGCGGGAAGAACAGCAGAAAGAAAAGGUUAAAAAAAAUCUCCGUUUACAACACUACAAAUCCGCCGACUCCUCGCCCAGACACGGUUGGCGCACCAUGGACGGUUAUGGCAGGACCGAAGAUGAGCUGUUCUCCUCCUGCCUCCUGAACCUCACCUGGGAGACUUGCUACGAGCAGUGUGCAGCCUUGGUUGGUGAAGACCAGCCCCUAUGCCCAGACCUCCCUGAACUUGACCUCUCAGAGCUGGAUGUCAGUGACUUGGAUGCAGACAGCUUCCUGGGUGGCCUCAAAUGGUACAGUGACCAGUCGGAGAUAAUUUCCACUCAGUAUGGGAAUGAGGCAUCCAAUCUUUUUGAGAAGAUAGAUGAAGAAAAUGAGGCCAACUUGCUGGCAGUGCUCACAGAGACCCUGGACAGCAUCCCGGUGGAUGAGGACGGAUUGCCUUCGUUUGAGGCCCUGGCAGAUGGGGACGUGACCAAUGCCAGUGACCGGAGCUGUCCCUCUUCUCCUGACGGCUCACCACGCACCCCAGAGCCUGAGGAGCCUUCUUUGCUGAAGAAGCUCCUUCUGGCACCCGCAAACUCCCAGCUCAGCUAUAAUCAAUACACAGGUGGCAAGGCACAGAACCAUGCAGCCAGCAGCAACCACCGGAUCAGACCACCACCUGCCGUCGUCAAGACGGAGAGCCCCUGGAACAGUAAAGCCAGAGGGGGCUCCAGCCAACAGAACCGCCCGGUGAGGCGGCCUUGCACUGAGCUCCUAAAAUACCUAACGGCCACCGAUGACAUCCUGCUCCACACUAAAGCCAGUGAAGCCAAGGGUGCCUGGGCAGGUGCCAGUAGCAGAGACAAGAGUGGCCUGGGUCUCGGUGGCUCAUCCUCCUCCUCGUCACCAUCCUCGUCAUCCACCUCCUCGUUCUCCUCCCUGUCCUCCACCUCUUCCUCCUCUUCCACCACCACCUCCAAGAAGAAGUCAGCCGUUUCAUCUCAACAACAACAGCAGCAGCAACCGCCGCAGCAGCAUCACCAGCGAGGUGAGAGCCGGGCUGCAGGCGAGUGUAGUAUGGCUGGUGUUGGGGCUGGGAAGUGGCAGCGUUGCACUCACGAUGACGGGGUUAAGGAGUCGGAGGGUGCCUCUCUCCCUGUUGGCCACAGAACCUACACCUGCGGCCAUGCCCGCCCCAAACUGGAGCACGGGCCGCCCAGUGAAGAAGGAAGGCCGCCAGGCGAUGUGGGCCGCCUGGCCGCCGCUAGGUUUAUUAGGUAUAUGCAUUCUUAUUCCCUCCCUCCCCGAGAGGUGAGUCACAGCUGUGAGCAUUGCCGAGAGGCUGCAGGCGCCACUCAGGCUAGUGAGGGCUUUGGCAGGCAAGGCCGUAGUAACAGCAGCGGUGCCAGCCACACUCCGCAUAGGCACAUCACAGUGACAAUAAAGAAAAGAGACGAGAAGCCAGGGCACCCUUUACUUAGCCAGCUGCUCACCUCCAAACAGAGGCCCACUCAGUUCCGGGCCAACCUACCCCCACCCACAAUCCCCCCUUUACAUAGCACUAAGAGCAGAUCAACAAGUAAUAAGAGGUCCGAGGUCCCAGCCCAGGAUUUUUCUAAGGUGGAAGAGGACGAGGUCAGACAGACCUCCGAUCAUAGAAAUCAGGGAGAAAGUCUGGUUGAAGAGCCUGAUUCAGCACUCCUGUUGUCAACUCUCACUUUAGACCUAGAGAGCUGGGUCACCCAGCUAGAACCAGGGCUAGACAUGGGCUUUGGGCUUGACCUAGUGUGGCCAAACCAGGGGGGCUAUGGGGAGGAUGUUGACCAUGCUGAUGAUGGUGAUGGUGUUUUUGAUGAUGAUGAUGACCAUGUCAUGGGCAGCCCUGCAGCGGUGCUCUCACAGGGCCCACCAAGCCCACUCAUCCCAGAUACUAGCAUUGCAGAGCCCACCCCUCCCUGCAUCACACAAGGGCAAGGGCACCCACACAGGCAGGCACUCAGCGAGCACCCCGAUGACCAGGGCCACCCGUUGUUAGCCAAACCAACCACCUUGCCACUUCCUUUGACCCCAGAGUCUCCAAAUGACCACAAGGGAUCACCGUUUGAGAACAAAACCAUUGAACGCACAUUAAGUGUGGAGAUUGCUGGAACCCCAGGUCUGACACCACCUACAACGCCCCCACACAAAGCCAGUCAAGAGAAUCCUUUCAAAGCAUCUCUCAAAACCAAGUUGUCCUCAUGUUCCUCCUCGGCCUUGACAUGCAAAAGAGCCAGGCUGAGUGAGUUGGGCGCCGGCGCUCUGGUACCGGCCCCGGCCCCAGGUGCCUCAGCCGGGGGCCCUACUAGGAAGGGUCCUGAACAGACUGAGCUUUAUGCACAGCUGAGCAAAGCAUCCAGUAACCUCCCUUAUGCCGUCACUCAACAUGCAGUGGGGGGCUGCCUUGAGGGCCAUUGCAGCACUGGCAACAAUAAGAAGGCCACUUCCCGUGGCCACAGCGACCAUGAUUAUUGCCAGGCAUCAGCUUGUACUAAGAAGGAUGGGGGCACAGCCGCCAUUACCAUGACUACAGCUGUGGAAAUGACAUUCACCCCAGGUGCAACUGCUGCUCCCUUACCGAGUGCUGGCAAAGUGGGGAAUGGGCAUGCUGAAUGUAAGGACACAGCCAUGCCAACAUACUCUUCAUCAUCUUCCUCUCCAUUAUCACCUUCACCUGGCCCUUUGGCUAAUCGGGAGAUUUUUGUUUCUGUUGAUGGAGAAUCAGGCCAUGUCAGGGGCUUAGGAGAGCAGACCCUUACACAAACCCCUCAGACCCCCGUACAAGCGGCCACUACUGUUAGGGACCAACAACAAAUUUCUUCCACCAGCCGAAAGCCCCUGUGCGACCAGGAAAUCAGAGCAGAACUCAACAAGCACUUUGGCCACCCAUUACAAGCCCUCUAUGCCCAGGGUGGCCAGGAGAGAGAACCAAGCAGCAAACCAAACAAGGCUACAGCCCCUCGGUCCCUAAAGGAGGAAGAGAAUCACUCCCAGAGGCUGCCUGGCUCCAGCUACCUGCACCCAGGGUUUCUACACUUCCACGAUGAGCUAGAGCUGGGGGAAGGCCGUGAGAGUCGCUUCACCUAUCCAUGGGAGGGCACUCCUCUGGACCUACUCUUUGACUGCUCUCCCUGCUCUCCCUCCAGUUCUCCACCGUCCAGCUGCUCCCCCUCACGAGGCUCUGUUUCCCCACCUUCCUCCCUUCUCCUGUCACCCAGCAGGCCUUUCUGCUGGACCAGCAGCGGGUCUCGCUCCCGUUCUCGUUCCCACUCUGGCUCCCGCAGCUCUUCAUCACGAUACCGAAGGCGCUCUCUGUCCAGCUCACCUGACAGACACCCCUCCCCCUGGUCUCGUCACAGUACAGAUUUGAAUGCUUUUCGCUCGAGAAACCACAAGAGCCCCCACCCUCAGUCUCGAUCUCCUCUCAGCCGCAGGCCAAGGUAUGACAGUUAUGAGGAGUACCAGCAUGAGAGGCUGAAGAGGGAGGAGUACCGCCUGGAUUACGAGAAGCGGGAGUUUGAAAGGGCCGAGCAGAGAGAGAAACAAAGGCAAAAAGCAAUAGAGGAGAGACGGGUGGUGUACGUGGGGCGACUGAGGUCCGACUGCACCCGGACAGAGUUGAAGCGCCGCUUUGAAGUCUUUGGAGAAAUUGAAGAGUGUGCAGUGAACUUGAGGGAUGAUGGGGACAAUUUUGGCUUCCUCACGUACCGCUACACUUGUGACGCCUUUGCCGCCCUUGAGAACGGACACACCUUACGCAGAGCCAACGAGCCCCAGUUCGAGCUGUGCUUCGGCGGACAAAAGCAGUUCUGCAAAUCACAUUACACAGACUUGGACUCCCAUUCGGACGACUUUGAUCCAGCCUCCACGAAAAGCAAGUAUGACUCCAUGGAUUUUGACAGCUUGCUGAGGGAGGCCCAGUGCAGCCUGAGAAGGUAACCAGUUCAGUGGCGCCCGCUGUCUGUCACAAAGAGGGACUUCUAAUACCUCACUGUUGUUUCUCGCUUCUUUGAUGACGAGACUACCAGAAGUUUUACACUCUGUCAGAGAGUAUGUAACAAUAAGUCUAUAGACCUUUAUCAAUAUAAAUGAAUAUAUUAAAAAUAAAGUUUACAUGAACAUAGCUGCUGAAGAGCUGGGAAGAGACAUUCUGGGAAAGCCAGUGAACCCUCAGAAUCUGGUGCACAGGUUUGAUGCACGCUACUGCUGUACAACCAUCAGCGAAAGAAGAAGAAAAAGAAGAAA